Molecule: messenger RNA, 1609 nt
Organism: Linum tenue
Lineage: Eukaryota; Viridiplantae; Streptophyta; Magnoliopsida; Malpighiales; Linaceae
Source: the annotation of a GenBank genome assembly
AUAACCCGUAAUUAAAUAUUAGUUUUUAACUUUUUAUCCAUUUUAUCAAAUCUUCUUCUCCCUUUUGUUCUCUUUGUCACGACAGUUGACCAAUCAGCCCCACUCUUCAAACCCACGUCUCAGCGAUUCGCCAUCUCUCGCUCGGCGAGGAUAGAGCACAAAGAGACGAAUCCUUCAAAUCCGGCCUUUUCUCCCUGCUCCAUUUCUGUGUUUGCGUGCGCGCGGUAGAGAGAAGAUAAGAAAAGCUUGACCGAGAGAAAAUGUCGUUCGAGGAGGACGAAGACUCGUUCGAGCACACCCUGCUGGUGGUCCGGGAGGUGGCGGUGUACAAAAUCCCUCCGCGCUCCACCUCCGGGGGUUACAAGUGCGGCGAGUGGCUGCAGUCGGACAAGAUCUGGUCGGGCCGGCUCCGGGUCGUUUCGUGCAAGGACCGGUGCGAGAUCCGGCUGGAGGAUCCGAACUCGGGGGAUCUGUUCGCCGCCUGCUUCGUCCCGCCGGGGCAGCGGGAGACGUCGGUGGAGCCGGUGCUGGACUCGUCGCGCUACUUCGUGCUCAAGAUCGAGGACGGCGCGGGGAAGCACGCCUUCAUCGGGCUGGGCUUCGCCGAGCGGAACGAGGCCUUCGAUUUCAACGUGGCCCUCUCCGAUCACGAGAAGUACGUCCGGAGGGAGCACGAGAAGGAAGCCGGGGAGACCAGCGCCGACGGUGCCGCCGACGGGAUUGACAUCCAUCCCGCCGUAAAUCACCGGCUCAGGGAAGGGGAGACCAUUCGGAUAAACGUAAAGCCGAAGCCGACUAGUGGAACCGGUAUGCUGUCGGCUGCGGGAUUAGCCGGCGGGACUACGGCGACCGGGAAGGCUAAAACGUUGAGCCUUGCCCCACCGCCGGUUGCGGCCGGCAAGAUUAGGUCGCCGUUGCCGCCUCCACCGAAUGACCCGGCGGUUGUUCGUACAAGUACAGCUGGUGGGAGGGCAGCCAAGGACAGUAGCAAUACUAGCAACAGGAGCUCUACAGAUUCGUUGUCAGAUUUUUCACAGCUUGAGAGGAAUCUCCCACCAGCGACGAAGGCAUCAACAGGAGGAGAAAAGACGAAAACUGCAUCAGGAUGGGCGGCCUUCUAAGGUUUAGACACAUGAAUUCUCUGCUGCUGAAGUAAAUGGUGGCGAUGGUGUCUGUGACUUGGGUUGGUUACCUGUUUAUUACUGUGAGAGUGAGUUUUUGAUGGUAUGAUUUCCCCUCCUUUUUGGGUUCCAUUUUAGUGAGAAGAAAGGGCAAACAAAGGGAAAAGAGAGGUGAUGAUUUGAGAGUUGUGAACCUGCCUUGCCUGUCAAGGAAGGAAACAAGAGAAAAGGGCGGUGAAGUGUAACUAGCUAGUUAAUGUUCAUCCCAUUCCCAGGGCGAUGGUCGUGUGGAAUAAGUGUUCGAUGGAAAAGGGUAUCAAAUCCAUAAGCUCAAGCUUUGGACUUUCUGGUUAACGAUAAGUAGCAACUGUUUUAGUAUCUUGUAUCUUUACACUCAAAAUUUUGAAUUGCCAAAGUGAAGUAGUCUCCGUUAUAGAGAUACGACGCUUAUGUGCUCUACAUUGGUCUACCUGCGUCGAGCACGAGUC